Molecule: messenger RNA, 2034 nt
Organism: Adineta ricciae
Lineage: Eukaryota; Metazoa; Rotifera; Eurotatoria; Adinetida; Adinetidae
Source: the annotation of a GenBank genome assembly
AUGGUGAAAGCACCACCUGAUCAUCAAUCUCUGAUGGCUGUCGACGGCCAGGAAUCUUCGUCUAUCUUAUUCAAACCGUUGACUUCUCCAAGUCAACUUCCAAUUCAUUCGAUGCGCAAAAAAAUUGUUCAAACCGUAUUUAGCAAUGAUUGUUGUAUUUUUCUUGGUGAAACUGGAUGUGGCAAAACAACUCAAAUUCCACGAUUUCUCUACGAAGCUCGCGAAAAGAAACUGAAACAUAUGAUGACUAAAAAAUCUCAACGAAAUAAAUAUUUGAUAUGCUGCACUCAACCGCGUCGUGUUGCUGCGAUAUCCGUCGCUGAGCGCGUCUCGAGUGAAGUCAAUCAAAAAUGUGGCGAGUUAAUUGGCUACAGUGUUCGUUUCGAUGAAGCAAUUAGUCGUCGAACGAAAAUCAAAUACAUGACUGAUGGAAUGUUAUUACGUGAAGCAUUACUCGAUCCAUAUCUCCGACAAUAUUCGAUUGUGAUUCUUGACGAAGCUCACGAACGAACAUUGCACACCGAUCUUCUUUUUGGUAUUGUUAAACAAGCAUUAAAUUAUCGCAAAAAUUCAAAAAAGAAUCCGCUACAUGUUCUUGUGAUGUCUGCAACGAUGAAUGUGGAUUUAUUUUCAAAUUAUUUUAAUCAAGCACCUGUCUUAUAUUUACAAGGUCGACAAUAUCCCAUCGAUGUGUUUCAUGCUCAAGAACCACAAACGGAUUACAUCCAUUCAACUUUAGUCACCUUGUUUCAAAUCCAUCGAUCAACACCAUUGAACGAGGGAAUACUAAUAUUUCUUACCGGACAAGAUGAAAUCGAUUCGACAUGUAAAAGUAUCAAACAAAUUGUUGCUAGCGGAACCGAAGCAUUAGAACCGAUUAUUGUCUUACCAUUAUAUGCAAAUAUGACAACUGUCAAACAAAUGCUUGUAUUCAAACAAACAUCGGAGAAUAUUCGAAAAGUGAUUGUGUCGACAAAUAUCGGUGAAACCUCGAUUACCAUUCCGGGUAUUCGACAUGUGAUUGAUUGUGGUCGUGUGAAAACCAAAAUUUUCAACCCGCAAACCGGCCUAGAAAUAUUGAAAGUACAGCACAUUUCUCAAGCACAAGCAUGGCAACGUACCGGACGAGCUGGGCGUGAAUGUCCAGGAACAUGUUAUCGCAUGUACACAGAAGAAGAGUUCGAACAAUUGCCAUCGACACCCAUACCUGAAUUACUUCGGUGCAAUUUAGCAACAGCUGCCUUACAGAUCCUCGCUAUGGGAAUAACCAACAUUUCGGCAUUUGAUUUUCUCUCUAAGCCAGAUGAGAAAUCAAUAGCUGCUGCUCUGCGUGAAUUGACCUAUCUUCGUGCAAUUCAAGCCUCGACUGACAAUACAUACGAGUUGACUAACGAUGGAAGAAAAAUGGCUUGUUUUCCACUCGAUCCGAAGUUGUCAAGAUGUUUGUUAGCUGCAUCUGAUCUCGAUUGUCUAGAGGAGAUGUUGAAAUUGGUUAGUAUAAUGAGUGUCGAUACGAUUUUCCUCACGUCGUCGAACCUAAAUGAAAAAAUGAAAAUGCAACGGCAAAAAUUUACGAUGAAUGAAGGUGAUCAUCUUACAUUGUUGAACGUUUAUAAAAGUUUCAUAUCCAAUAAGAAAAAUAAAGAAUGGUGUCAAGCAAAUAAAAUCAAUCGACGGAAUCUUCUACGAGCAUGUGCGAUACGAAAACAAUUGAGACGCAUCUGUAUUGAGUUGCAAUUGAACAUUAAAUCUUGUGGAACAAAAUAUCGUCUUGUUCGGCAAGCACUUGCGCAAGGAUUGUUCAUGAAUGUUGCCGAAUAUUUUAAAGAGAACGACUAUCGAACUAUUAAUGAUCGUCAUAUUGUGAAAAUACAUCCGAGUUCAGUAUUAUUCGGUGCUAAACCGUCUUUAGUUGUAUUCACUGAAUUGAUUCAAACAACUAAACGAUUUAUACGAGACAUAACAGUAGUGGAACCGGAAUGGCUCAUUGAAAGCAAUCCGGACUAUUUUAAAACUCGUCUUUCUUCUAAAUAG